AACGUCAAAGCGAGCAAGGGGACUGCGACCGCAGAGAAAGCAAACAGAGAGAGAGAGAGAGAGAGAGAGAGAGAAGCUAGGACACGUAUCUUUAUUUUGUGUUUUCUCACAGGUGGACGGCGAUCUAUUAAUCAAUGAAAAAGUCAGGGGGUUGGCGGUUAAUUUAACAAAGGUCCCCCCCUUAUAAUGAUCCUAUUCAAAGCAUCCCCCAACCGCCUUUCGUCGCUCUUCACUCACCUCUCCUCUUAUAAUUACUCUUUGAAUGGACCUCCCAUGCUUCUUCUAUUCCAGGCCAAAUCUCAUCUAGGGUUACGGUUUCCUCCUCUUCGAUCCCGUCUCCAUUCAGUUGCAGCUGCGGGAUCAUUACCUUGUGCACUCAUGGAUGUCGCCAAAGCAGCUCUCAACAACGCCUCCACAAAACAUGAAAGUGUGGCCAUAAGAGCUGAAAAUAAAAGCUACAGCUAUGCCCAACUCAUUUCAUCCGCUUGCAAAAUUUCGAAUUUAUUGUGCAGUGGAGAUUUUAAAAGUAUUAAGGAGGGGUUUAAUGAUCGAGCUUCUUCUUUUGUUGAAGGCAGCAAUACAGCAGGAAAUCUUCAUGGAGCACGUGUGGGAAUUGUUGCUAAACCUUCUGCUGAGUUUGUUGCUGCAGUUCUAGGAACUUGGCUUACUGGUGGAGUUGCAGUUCCUCUUGCACUCAGCUACCCAGAAGCAGAGCUACUCUAUGUCAUGAAGGACUCAGAUGUUUCGAUUCUUCUAAGCAGUCAAGAACAUCAAGAACUUAUGGAGAACGUUGCUAUUAAAUCUUCAGCUUUAUUUUCUGUUAUCCCUGCUGUUACAAAUUUUGACCAACGUUCAGAAGGAAUAGCUGAUUUGGUUACUAGAUUAACGGUGGAGGUUGAUAACAUGGAAAUGGUUGAAGGAGAAGAACCUGCUUUAAUUUUGUAUACGAGUGGUACAACAGGCAAACCUAAAGGUGUUGUCCACACACACAAAGGAAUACUUGCUCAGGUUCAGAUUCUGUCGGACGCAUGGGAGUAUACAUGUGCCGAUCAAUUUCUACAUUGCCUACCAUUACAUCAUGUUCAUGGACUUUUCAAUGGUCUACUUGCACCGCUUUAUGCUGGCUCUGUGGUUGAAUUCAUGCCAAAAUUUAGUGUACGAGGAGUGUGGCAGAAAUGGCGAGAAUCAUAUCCAAAAGAUGGAAGCAAAGCUGAUGAUGCCAUAACUGUAUUUACAGGAGUGCCAACUAUAUACACUCGGCUGCUUCAAGGCUAUGAAAUAAUGGACCCUGAUAUACAAGUAGCUUCUGCUUCGGCUGCAAAACAGUUGCGUUUGAUGAUGUGUGGGUCAUCUGCACUUCCAUAUCCUGUUCUGAAGCAAUGGGAAGCUGUAACAGGUCACCGCCUUUUGGAACGCUAUGGUAUGACCGAGUUUGUCAUGGCAUUAUCCAAUCCUUUGCAUGGUAAUCGGAAAGGCGGCACAGUUGGUAAACCUCUUCCUCGAGUAGAGGUCAAGAUUAUUGCAGAAGAUGGUUGUGAAGUUAGUUCGAAAGGAGUGGGAGAGCUAUGUGUUAGAAGUCCGUCCCUGUUUAAGGAAUAUUGGAGACGACCUGAGGUAACCAAGGAAUCGUUUCUUGAUGGCGGGUUCUUUAUGACUGGAGAUACUGUUACAGUGGAUGAAGAUGGGUACUAUGUAAUCCUGGGACGUUCUAAUGCUGAUAUAAUGAAAGUCGGUGGUUUUAAGCUAUCAGCACUGGAGAUCGAGGCUGUGCUUCUUGAGCAUGAAGCAGUGUCAGAGUGUUGUGUUUUGGGCUUACCUGACAAGGCCUAUGGAGAGAUUGUGUGUGCUAUAAUUGUUCCUCAUGAAGAUGCGAAGAGAAGAGCAGAACGAGAGUUAAGGCCAGCUGUUAGUCUUGAAGAAUUGCAGAACUGGUCUAAAGAGAAACUAGCUCCAUACAAGAUUCCGACAAAAUUGUUCCUAUGGGACACGCUUCCUCGAAAUGCGAUGGGAAAGGUGAACAAGAAAGAGUUGAAGAGAUUAUUGGAGGAAAGAACAACUUAGAGCUAAAGCAGUAGCCCUGUGUUUAAGAUGAAUGUAUUGGUUAGCAAAUAUUGGAGGAGAAUCCAGUCUCCACAAGCAAUAAAAAGCCAUAUUGAUUCAUUUGGGUUCAUAAACUUAGGCAAAUAAUGUUGUCAUAGGUGUAAAGUUUUUGUAUUAUUGCAUCGAAAUUACCAAACUGUCGGUAUUUUGUUCUCCAUUUAUCAGCUAAUGUAUGUCAGUGAGCCUUUUUUUUAGCACCGAUCAGUUAGCGGCUGUAUACUUAAACAGAUACGUGGGAGUGAAAACAAAUGAAAUAUUUGGCAUCCAAUGAUUUAA
This is a messenger RNA of Asparagus officinalis (garden asparagus), 2376 nucleotides long. RefSeq names its product malonate--CoA ligase. Bases 187 to 2061 code for a protein of 624 amino acids. Gene Ontology annotation, biological process: fatty acid metabolic process. The transcript is spliced from 17 exons. NCBI's taxonomy places the organism in Eukaryota, Viridiplantae, Streptophyta, Magnoliopsida, Asparagales, Asparagaceae. The record is from RefSeq and is a predicted model, not a curated record. Gene Ontology annotation, molecular function: medium-chain fatty acid-CoA ligase activity.